Molecule: messenger RNA, 963 nt
Organism: Phytophthora nicotianae INRA-310
Lineage: Eukaryota; Oomycota; Peronosporomycetes; Peronosporales; Peronosporaceae
Exons: 1
Coding region: 1-882 (293 amino acids)
Source: RefSeq, a predicted model, not a curated record
AUGGUGGCAACCAAUAACCACAGCAAGGAUAUCAACGCCUCCUCCACGCCGGCCCAGCACAGCAAGCCUCAUCGAAGCUUAAAGCGCGAGGCUGAGUCCGUGAGUGCGGUAACUAACAUCGAUGAACCUCCAUCCAAACGCCCCUACUACGGCAAGUGCCAGUACAAGACCGGCAAGUGCUUCAACGAACGCACUCUCAAGCGCAACGGCGAAGCUCAUUCGCUAUGCGAGGAGCACCGCGUCAAGCAGAACUUGAUCCAGCGCCGCAGCGACCGCAAGUAUCAAACGGUGCACGCCAUUCGUCGUCGUGAACGAUCGCAGCGUCGCGCUGUGCUGAAGAAGCAGGUCUCGAUGGCGGUGGCCCAGCAGCUCUUUUAUGAGCAUCAACAGCAGAAGACACUGGGCAUCCCGUUGCCGCAACAUCAUCCGUUGCAUUUGUUGACGGCCAACACGACUGGUAGUCCUACUACGGCCCCGGGUACGACUGGCCUUGCCGCCCCAAUUCAAGUCCCGCAUCCUGCUUCCGCUUUUAUGCUGGACGGUCAACGCAACAUCGGUGCACCGCUGAUGUUAUCGUUCCGCCCCCACCCUGGGCGUGCCACGGUUGCUCACAGCAGGAUGGUGGGUCCAUCGGGACCACCGGCAACGGCAGUCAAGGAUGAAUCAACCCCUACGGGCAUUGACAACUUCGCGCCGGACUCAUUUCUAAACAUUCCUGCGCCUCCGGGUCACAGCUUGCCAGCUUCAAGAGAUCAGGAGACUGCGGGGAGCAACGGCUUGAGUGACAACCAUGGCUACGUGCCUAUUAUGUCGCGCACAGACAACAAGGAGACGUGGAGCGACGACGACAUCGAGUUCCUGCAGACCGUUCUGUUGGCCUAAACGACUUUGCCUAAUUUAUAAGAGCCCAAGGAUUCUCCAUAUUUUGUUAGCAAAAUACAAGCACGAAUUUACCAAGUCAGA